UUUGGGCCCUUUCCGUUCUCUGGUAUCGCUGUGUUUGAGGUGCUCGGUCCUUCUCACGAAGCUAAGGCCUUUGAAUCCGGCGACUAGCACCGUCAAAUUUAGCCAUCCACGUCUAAAACAUUAACUUCCUUAAAGAACAAUGGCAUCUGUGUCCGAGCUGGCCUGUAUUUACUCCGCGCUCAUCCUCCAUGACGAUGAAGUUACGGUCACGGAUGACAAGCUGAACGCUCUGAUCAAAGCCGCCGGUGUGACCAUCGAGCCCUUCUGGCCCGGUCUCUUCGCUAAGGCUCUGGCCAGCGUGGACAUCGGCAGUCUGAUCUGUAACGUUGGAGCCGGUGGAGGAGCCGCUCCGGCCGCCGCUGCUGCUGCUGCUGCUCCUGCAGGUGGAGACGCUCCAGCCAAACAGGAAGACAUAAUGUGUUUGUGUGAAGUAAGUCUUCAUCCCGGUGAGGGUCAGAAUGGCUUUGUUAAUAGGAAUUUAAUUCAAACCAAAGUGCUAUUUAUCAGGUUUGUGUUGUGCAAAUGACAAAUGAAUAUAAGACGUUUCGAAGGAAGUUGGCUUCAUUCGACUGGCCACAGAAAACUAAAUAAGUUUAAUACAGUAAAUAUAAAAUAUGUCUAGUUAACUUAAUUUUACUGAGAGUAAUUGACAUAAAAUAAGUCCAAAUGCAUUAAAAUAAGAGUUAUUAAACAAUAAUGGAGUGCAAUUCAUCAACUAAAGUUCAAAAUAUAUAUAUGAUUGGGUAAGAUUGUUUUAGAAAGACGCUGCUCACUAAAGCUGCAUUUAUUUGAUCCAAAAAAUAUAAUUAAAAUUGUGAAAUAUUAUUGCAAUUUAAAAUUACUGUUUUCUAUGUGAAUAUAUUUUAAAAUGUAUUUUAUUCCUGUGAUGCGCCUCUGUAUUUUCAUCAUCAUUACACCAGUCUUCUGUCACAUGAUCUUCAGAAAUCAUUCUGAUAUGUUAUCAUUGCUGAUUUGCUGCUCAAGAAACAUUUCUGAUUAUCCUCAAUGAUGAAAACAGUUGUGCUGAAUUCUAUUUUUUUGUAAACCCUCAUACAUUUUGUUUGUCAGGAUUCUUUGAUGAAAAAUAGAAACCUUCUGUAAUAUUAUAAAUGUAUUUACUGUCACUUCUGAUCAAUUGAAUGCAUCCUUGCUGAAAAUGUUAUGUAUUGUGUUACGACGUUAUGUAAUGUGUUAGUUGCUUUCCAAAUGUAUAUUUUACAAUCAAACACUAUGUUUUAGCUCCUUAUUUGGAAUGUUUUUAGGUCAUCAAAAGUGCACACACAAAAAAAAGCUUUGUGAAAGAUCAACUAGAAUAAAAUUGUGUACUUCCUUCA
Molecule: messenger RNA, 1334 nt
Organism: Carassius gibelio (silver crucian carp)
Lineage: Eukaryota; Metazoa; Chordata; Actinopteri; Cypriniformes; Cyprinidae
Product: 60S acidic ribosomal protein P1-like
Exons: 4
Coding region: 140-526 (128 amino acids)
Biological process (GO): cytoplasmic translation; translational elongation
Cellular component (GO): ribosome; cytosolic large ribosomal subunit
Molecular function (GO): ribonucleoprotein complex binding; protein kinase activator activity; structural constituent of ribosome
Source: RefSeq, a predicted model, not a curated record